This is a messenger RNA of Daucus carota subsp. sativus, 4786 nucleotides long. RefSeq lists its product as uncharacterized. Gene Ontology annotation, molecular function: serine-type endopeptidase activity. Gene Ontology annotation, biological process: proteolysis. The record is from RefSeq and is a predicted model, not a curated record. NCBI's taxonomy places the organism in Eukaryota, Viridiplantae, Streptophyta, Magnoliopsida, Apiales, Apiaceae.
AAUCGAGGUUCAAACUGAGUGAUGACAAGAGUAAGCAACAAUACGGAUAGUGUGAUCUUGUUCGGUAUCUGAAACGAGUAAUCUAUAAAUACUAGUGUAAAACAGACCAGUUUCACUCACUAUAAUCUGCAAAAAUGUGGUUUGUAAGUAGAGUUAGCCUUUUGUUCCUCUUUGCAUGGUUAGCUUUUCGAGCUAUCUUAGUCUCAGGAAAUGAUAGGUCUGUUUACAUUGUUCACAUGGACAAGUCACUGAUGCCGAAGGCUUUUGCUAGCCAUCACAUUUGGUACUCCACCACCAUAAACUCUGUCGAUUCUCUGAACCAUCAAUCUUCUCCGUCACUUCUCUACACUUAUGAUCAUGCAUUUCAUGGUUUUUCUGCGUUGUUAUCUGCAGAUGAGUUGGAAGUGUUGAAGAAGAGUUCGGGGUUUGUCUCAGCUUAUAGUGACAAAAAGGUCACAGUUGAUACUACGCGUACAGCUGACUUCCUUUCUCUUAGUCCUACGACAGGUCUCUGGCCAGCCUCGGAUUAUGGGAGUGAUGUCAUUAUUGGUGUCAUUGACUCUGGUAUUUGGCCCGAGAGUGCAAGCUUUAAGGACGAUGGAAUGUCUGAGGUUCCCUCGAGAUGGAAAGGGACUUGUGAAGUUGGACAAGAGUUCAAUGCUUCAAAUUGUAACUUGAAGUUGAUUGGAGCUAGGUACUUCAAUAAGGGUCUUCGCGCUUCAAAUCCUAACAUUACCAUCAGUAUGAAUUCUGCUAGAGAUACAGACGGACAUGGGACACACACGUCCUCAACAGCUGGUGGAAACUAUGUUGAAGGUGUAUCGUAUUUUGGCUAUGCCUCAGGAACUGCACGAGGGAUGGCUCCAAGAGCAAGAUUGGCCAUAUACAAGGUCCUCUGGGAUGAGGGAAGAUCCGCUGCAGAUGUUCUUGCCGGUAUGGAUCAGGCUGUUGCUGAUGGCGUUGAUGUCAUAUCAAUUUCCUUGGGCUUUGAUGGAAUGCCUUUGUAUGAAGAUCCUAUAGCUAUAGCUUCUUUCGGAGCCAUGGAAAAAGGUGUGCUUGUUUCUUCUUCUGCAGGAAACGAAGGACCUGAUAUCGGGUCACUUCACAAUGGUUUUCCAUGGAUCCUAACUGUUGCAGCAGGAACACUUGAUCGCACAUUAGGCGGGAACUUAAUUCUGGGCAACGGGUUAAGCCUCACUGGCUGGACUACAUUCCCCGCAAAAGCCUUCGUAAAAGAUGUCCCUCUUCUUUACAACAAAACGAUCUCAACUUGCGAUUCAGCAGAGCAGAUAUCGCUAGUUUCCAGUAACUCAAUCAUUAUUUGUGACAAUAAGAAUUCCUCAGUAUACAAUAUGUUGUCUAUUGUUGCAAACUCAAAUGCUGUUGCUGCUGUCAUUAUAUCCGAUGAACAAUCAGUCUUGAGUGAUGAUUUUCCGUAUCCUGGAGUUCUAAUCAGGCCGAAGGAAGGACUUGAUGUGCUCAAAUACGCUGAAACAAGUUAUAAGCCAUCAGCUAGCAUCACAUUCCAGCAAACCUCUGUUGGCACAAAACCUGCACCUGCAGUUGCUAAAUUUACUUCAAGAGGCCCUUCAGCUAGUAAUCCAGGUAUCUUGAAGCCAGACAUCAUGGCUCCCGGGACGUUAGUCUUAGCUGCUUGGAGUCCAAAUGCUCCAUCAUCUACUAUCAAACCUAACAUACAAUUGUCUAGUGAUUUCAAUGCACUUUCAGGAACAUCGAUGUCAUGUCCUCAUGCAUCGGGUCUUGCAGCUCUGCUAAAAGGCGCACACCCUGAAUGGAGCCCUGCAGCUAUCCGUUCUGCAAUGAUGACCACCGCAAACCCUCUGGACAAUUCACAAAAUCAGAUUCAAGAUAUCGGCACAAAUUUUGGAAUUGCUACUCCUUUAGCAAUGGGAGCUGGUCAGAUUGAUCCUAACCGUGCCCUCAAUCCAGGACUUGUGUAUGAUGCCACAGCGCAGGACUACAUUAACUUUCUCUGCUCGAUGAAUUUUACAGGAAAUCAAAUCUAUACCAUCACAAGAUCCAAUUUCAAUUGCUCAAGCCCAUCUUCUGAUCUAAAUUACCCGUCCUUUAUCAGCUUGUAUAACAGUACUCUGGCUACUGGUGCAAUAACAACGGUACAAUAUUAUUCAAGGACCAUCACAAAUGUGGGAGACGGUGCAGCAACUUACAAGGCUAAAGUGUCCGCGCCAAAGGGCUCAGUUGUGACAGUUUCACCAGAUACACUAGUAUUCGGCAAAAUGUACGAGAAAUUGAGUUACUCCAUAGCAAUAGCUUUUACAGGUGACAAGAAUGGAACUGUUACAUUUGGCUCACUCACUUGGAUUGACGACAACUCGAAAUAUAGUGUGAGGAGUCCAAUAGUGAUAUCACCGAUGUUUCUACUUUUGUUUGCAUGUUUGGCUUUUCAAGCAAUCUUGAUUUCUGGGAAUGACAGGUCUACUUAUAUUGUUCACAUGGACAAAUCAUUGAUGCCAGAGGCUUUUGCUAGCCAUGAUCUUUGGUACUCAAGCACCAUUGAUUCUGUCAAGGCUCAGGAUCUCGAAUCGUCUCCAUCUCUGGUGUAUACUUAUGAUCAUGCGUUUCAUGGCUUUUCUGCAUUGCUAUCGAAAGAUGAAUUGGAAACACUAAAGAAGUCUCCAGGGUUUGUGUCAGCUUAUAGUGACAAGAAUGUUACACUUGAUACCACUCAUACAUUUGAGUUUCUUUCUCUUAAUCCUGUUACAGGUCUAUGGCCUGCCUCGGAUUAUGGGAAAGAUGUUAUUAUUGGUGUGAUUGACACGGGUAUUUGGCCCGAGAGUGCAAGCUUUAAGGAUGAUGGAAUGUCUGAGGUUCCCUCGAGAUGGAAAGGGACUUGUGAAGUUGGACAAGAGUUCAAUGCUUCAAAUUGUAACUUGAAGUUGAUUGGAGCUAGAUACUUUAAUAAGGGUGUUUUUGCUGCUAAACCUAAUGUUACUCUGAGUAUGAACUCUGCUAGAGACACCGGAGGACAUGGGACACACACUUCCUCAACAGCUGGUGGAAACUAUGUUGAAGGGGCAUCAUAUUUUGGCUAUGCCUCAGGAACUGCACGAGGGAUGGCUCCGAAGGCAAGAUUGGCUAUGUAUAAGGUUAUUUGGCAUGAGGGACGAUAUGCUUCAGAUGUUCUUGCCGGUAUGGACCAGGCUGUUGCUGAUGGUGUUGACAUCAUUUCAAUUUCCAUGGGCUUUGAUGAUGUGCCUUUGUAUGAAGAUCCUAUCGCUAUAGCUUCCUUCGGAGCCAUGGAAAGAGGUGUGCUUGUUUCUUCUUCAGCAGGAAAUGGUGUCCCUGAACCUGGAAAUAUGCAUAAUGGUAUUCCAUGGGUCUUAACAGUUGCAGCAGGCUCCAUUGAUCGAACACUAGGUGGGAACCUGAUUUUGGGAAACGGGGUGAGCCUCACUGGCUGGACCAUGUUCCCUGCUAAAGCCUUGGUGGAAGAUGUCCCCCUUUUCUACAACAAAAAUAUUUCCACUUGCGAUUCUGCUGAGAAGUUAUCAGGGAUUAGCAACGCCAUCAUAAUUUGCAAAAAUAAAUAUUCUGCAGCUCUUGACAUGUUGUCAUAUGUUGCUAACUCCAGCGCGGUUGCUGGAAUCAUUAUAUCCGACGAUCAUAUAUACGAGUCCAAUGAUUUUCCUUAUCCUGGAGUCGUAAUUAGCACCAAGCAGGGACUUGAUGUGAUUAAGUACGCAGAAACAACUUCAAAACCUACAGCUAGCAUCACGUUCCAACAAACCUUUGUUGGCACGAAGCCUGCUCCUGCGGUUGCUGGAUAUAGUGCAAGGGGGCCUUCACCAAGUUAUCCUGGUAUUUUAAAACCAGACAUCAUGGCACCAGGGACAUUAGUCUUAGCUGCAUGGAAUCCCGAUAGGCCACUCGGGCAAAUACCCAGUAUUGCACCUAACAUACAAUUGUCUAGUGAUUUCAAUGCAAUUUCAGGAACAUCAAUGGCAUGUCCUCAUGCUUCUGGCCUUGCCGCUCUUCUAAAAGGCGCACACCCUGAAUGGAGCCCUGCAGCUAUCCGUUCUGCAAUGAUGACCACCGCAAACCCUCUGGACAAUUCACAGCACCAGAUUAAGGAUAUUGGAAGUCAUUUUGAAAUUGCUACUCCACUAGCAAUGGGAGCUGGCCAGGUUGAUCCUAAUCGUGCCCUCAAUCCAGGGCUUGUAUACGACGCCACAACACAAGACUAUGUCAACUUACUCUGCUCAAUGAAUUUUACCAUGAAUCAAAUCUAUACCAUCACAAGAACCAAUAUUAGUUGCUCCAAUCCAUCUUCUGAUUUAAAUUACCCGUCAUUCAUUAGCUUGUAUGACAGUACUUUGGCUACUGGUGGAAUAACAACGGUACAACAUUAUUCGAGGACUGUCACAAAUGUUGGAGAUGGUGCAGAGGCUAAAGUGUCCGCGCCAAAGGGUUCAGUUGUCACAGUUUCACCAGAUACACUAGUAUUCGGCAAGAUGUACGAGUAAUUAAGUUACUCCAUAGCAAUAGCUUUUACAGGUGACAAGAACGGAACUGUCACAUUUGGUUCACUUACCUGGAUUGAAGAGAACAUGAAAUAUAGUGUCAGGAGUCCGAUAGUGAUAUCACCGAUGGUGAAUCCAUGGUCAUAAAAUUUAUCCAGCAAUAAUUUAUCAAUAUCGACCUUCGUCAUCUUCAAAAACCUGCUCACAAUGUGACAAUGCAAGAAACAAAUGGAUUUUGAAGGUAAUAAUAUGUGUUGACUGACCUGGAGUUUAUCACAUGUAUA